ACACCGGGGUUAGCUUUAUCCAUUACUCCCAAACCAAUAUAAAUAAAUGUAGCAUUUCAACUCUUGGGAAUUGAAAACAAAGCAUCAACAAGCUAACAAACAACAAAAAGAGAGAGAGAGAGAGAGAGAGAAAGGAACAAGCUUCUGAUCAAUGGCGUCAAGGAAGAGUUUUCUUUCCAAGCCCAGUCGUUACAUCUUUCCGACAACCUCCGACACCCAUUUGAGCCAAACCCAAGAGAGCAUGUUCGAGUUGGACGAGGCCGACUUGUGGAACCACUACUCUUCCGCCACGGAUCACAUCAAAAAGGGGUUACCCUCUUCGGGUUCGCGAUCUGUUCCGAAGCGAGCUUCGAGGAAUAACAGCAACAAGGUCGAUGGAGGAGGGAGAGACAGAGUGCCCACAGCGUCGUCAUUGCCCGUUAACGUACCCGAUUGGUCCAAGAUCUUGAAGGAGGACUACAAGGACCACCCCCGGUGGGAGAGUGACGAAGAAGAUGAAAACUUUGGUGGUGAUGAAUCAAACCAAGGGCAACAAGGGCUUAGGAUUAGGGUACCCCCUCAUGAAUAUCUCGCCAGGACAAGAGGGGCUUCUCUGUCGGUGCAUGAAGGGAUUGGAAGGACUCUGAAAGGCAGGGAUUUGCGCAGUGUCAGAAAUGCCAUUUGGAAGAAAGUGGGCUUCGAAGAUUAAUCAUAGUUAGUGAUUAAUGGGUGUUAGAGUUAGGUUUCAUUCAUCUUUCAUCUAAUCAUAGUAUAUAUAUAUAUAGAGAGAGAGAGAGAAGAUAUGGAUCGGAUUCCAUAUUUGCAGUAGGUUUUCUUUUUUAAAAAUCUUGGUUAAGGGCGAUAACCAUAACCAUAACUUACUUUAGUGACAGCUAGUUAAAGAUAGCAGUAGCUAUAUGGUGUGGAUGAAUGAUCUCAUGAUCCUAUAGGAAGGGACUUAAUUUUUUGGUUUUCUUCUUUUUAAUGUUGACUCUUAUUGUUGUACUGAGAAAGGAGAUGAGAUGAGAUGAUGAUGAUCCUCAUUUUAGGUGUCUACUGUUUUUGAAGAAGGGCCACCACUUCUGAUGUUUUUUUGCCAUAUUUAUGAAUAGUGUUUUUGGGUUUCGUGGAUUUA
Molecule: messenger RNA, 1114 nt
Organism: Vigna radiata var. radiata (mung bean)
Lineage: Eukaryota; Viridiplantae; Streptophyta; Magnoliopsida; Fabales; Fabaceae
Exons: 1
Coding region: 152-688 (178 amino acids)
Source: RefSeq, a predicted model, not a curated record